Salvia hispanica is the source of this 903-nucleotide messenger RNA. Its product is annotated as superoxide dismutase [Cu-Zn]-like. Gene Ontology annotation, molecular function: copper ion binding. The record is from RefSeq and is a predicted model, not a curated record. Gene Ontology annotation, biological process: superoxide metabolic process. NCBI's taxonomy places the organism in Eukaryota, Viridiplantae, Streptophyta, Magnoliopsida, Lamiales, Lamiaceae.
UGAAUGGCUUACACGUUGUUUUCAAUUCUUGAACAACCUACACGUUGUUUGAUCUUUUAAAAAAUAGGAAGAAAAGGGAAAAACAAAAACAACUCCUCCUUAAAACCAUCUUCUAUUACUAGCAGUUUCACUACUAGAAUCUUCUACUUUCAUACAGCAAACGGUGCAGGGGUUGCUCUGAGUCUGAGUAUAGGUUAGUAAGAUUGUCUCGUUGAUUUUGCGGAACACACGAAACCAUGGCGAAGGCUGUUGCAGUGCUUAGCAGCAGUGAGGGUGUCAAGGGCACCAUCUACUUCACACAGGAAGGAGAUGGCCCCACGAACGUGACUGGAAAUAUCUCCGGCCUUAAGCCUGGGCUCCAUGGCCUUCACGUGCAUGCUCUAGGUGACACGACCAAUGGUUGCAUGUCGACUGGGCCUCAUUUCAAUCCAACUGGCAAGGAUCAUGGUGCUCCUGAUGAUGAGAUUCGACACGCUGGUGAUCUUGGCAACAUCACAUCUGGAGACGACGGUACCGUUAGUUUCACCAUCGUUGACAAGCAGAUACCCCUUUCGGGACCACAUUCCAUUGUCGGGAGAGCUAUAGUUGUCCAUGCUGAUCCUGAUGAUCUUGGAAGAGGUGGACAUGAACUCAGCAAGGCCACUGGAAAUGCUGGUGGAAGAGUUGCUUGUGGUAUCAUCGGCCUGCAAGGCUGAGCACACCUGUCCGGAGGCUAAAUACACCCGUCGUGUCCACUACUUCUCUAUAGAUUAUAUCCUCGACCUUGGUUUCGUGCGAGUAGACGCUAUAGUUUGUUACCUAGAAUCUAAAUAAAGGCUUGUCGUAAGGAUUUUAUGCAAUGCAAUCGUACCAGGUGUACCUGUCUACUUAUCCAAAUAUUCGGCAUAAAUUUGUGUUUGAUCA